AUGGCAGUGGAUGAGGAGGUUCAAAGUGAGAUGGCUGAGGAUAUUAUUGCGAUGUUCCCUCAACCUACAAUUGUUGCUGGUGGAGAGAGUGAUGCUCCCAAUGUGAAUCAAGAAGGUGAAAGUGAUCCUGAAUGGACUGUUGUGACUAGUAAAAAAGGUUAA
This is a messenger RNA of Prunus armeniaca (apricot), 162 nucleotides long. Lineage: Eukaryota; Viridiplantae; Streptophyta; Magnoliopsida; Rosales; Rosaceae. The record is from the annotation of a GenBank genome assembly.